This is a messenger RNA of Alligator sinensis (Chinese alligator), 945 nucleotides long. Its product is annotated as olfactory receptor 51I2-like. The transcript has a single exon. The record is from RefSeq and is a predicted model, not a curated record. Gene Ontology annotation, cellular component: membrane. Lineage: Eukaryota; Metazoa; Chordata; Crocodylia; Alligatoridae. Gene Ontology annotation, molecular function: olfactory receptor activity; G protein-coupled receptor activity. The coding region runs from base 1 to 945 and encodes 314 amino acids. Gene Ontology annotation, biological process: G protein-coupled receptor signaling pathway.
AUGAGAACAUCCAAUAGCAGCUUCUUCCAUCCUUCGACCUUUGUCCUGACAGGUAUCCCCAGGGUGGAAGCUGGGCAUAUCUGGAUCUCCAUCCCAUUCUGCUCCCUGUACCUUAUAUCCAUCCUCGGCAACAGCACGAUCCUGUUUGUAAUCAAGGCAGAGCAGAGCCUCCAUGAUCCCAUGUACUUCUUCCUGUGCAUGCUGGCCAUCACUGACAUGGGUGUGUGUCUGUCCACGCUCCCGACGGUGCUGAGAGUGAUGCUGUUCAAUUCAAGGGAGAUCAAGUUUGAUGCCUGUCUCGCCCAGAUGUUCUUCAUCCAUUGCUUUUCUAUCAUGGACUCCGGGGUGCUUUUGGUUAUGGCUUUUGACCGCUUUGUGGCCAUCUACAACCCCCUGCGGUACGCCUCCAUCCUGACCAACCCACGGGUCACCUUGAUAGGGGUUGUGCUCACGGUGAGGAGCAUUGCUCUCCUGGUCCCCUUGCCCGUGCUUCUGAGGAGGUUGCCCUUCUGCAGGUCCAAUGUGUUAGCUCACGCCUUUUGCUUGCACCCCAACCUAAUUCAGCUGCCAUGCGCGGACACCACGGUCAACAGCGUGUACGGGCUCUUUGUCCUCCUGGCCACGUUCGGGCUAGACUCGUUGUCUAUUGUCCUCUCCUAUGUCAUGAUCAUUAAGACCGUGCUGAGAAUUGCAUCCAGGAAAGAGCGUCUCAAGGUCCUGAACACUUGUGUGUCCCACAUCUGCGCUGUCCUCAUAUACUACAUCCCCAUGAUCGGCUUAUCACUGGUGUACAGAUUCGGCAAACACGCCUCCCCCCUGGUCCACGUCCUUAUGGCCAAUAUCUACCUCCUGGUGCCCCCCAUGCUGAACCCCAUCAUUUACAGCAUCAAAACAAAACAGAUUCGUAGGGGGGUCUGGAAAAUGUUGUCUCCAAAGGGGUGCUGA